Phoenix dactylifera (date palm) is the source of this 1851-nucleotide messenger RNA. Its product is annotated as putative sugar phosphate/phosphate translocator At5g25400. Lineage: Eukaryota; Viridiplantae; Streptophyta; Magnoliopsida; Arecales; Arecaceae. The record is from RefSeq and is a predicted model, not a curated record.
GAGCGAAUCCCCAAGUCUCCCACUUCACCAAACCUCCCGUCGGUGGACUCGGCGUCCCCAUACUGCUAGAUCUAGCGAUCUAUUCCUCUUUUCAUUUCACUCUCCUCCUCUCCCGAUCCAAUCAGGGUUAGGGUUAGGGUUAGGAUCUCGCCCGCCUUUCUUCAAUCCACAGCGACCGAAGGAGCCGAUCGAUCCAGCGAUCGAGAGAGCUUGUUCGGCGGCGGCCGGAGGAGGAGGAGGAGGAGGAGGAGAGAUGGGACGCGACGGCGGUGGGGGAGCGAUGAGCGAGGGACUGGUGAGGAAGGUCCUCCUCUCCUACGCCUACGUCGGGAUCUGGAUCUUCCUCAGCUUCACGGUGAUCGUCUUCAACAAGUACAUCCUCGACCCCAAGAUGUACAACUGGCCCUUCCCCAUCUCCCUGACCAUGGUCCACAUGUCCUUCUGCUCCGCCCUCGGCUUCCUCCUCGUCCGCGGCCUCCGCGUCGUCGAGCCCCCCACCUCCCCUCCCAUGACCCGCGACCUCUACGUCGCCUCCGUCGUCCCCAUCGGCGCCCUCUACGCGUUCUCCCUCUGGUUCGCCAACUCCGCCUACAUCUACCUCUCCGUCUCCUUCAUCCAGAUGCUCAAAGCCCUCAUGCCCGUCGCCGUCUAUUCCAUCGGAGUCCUCGUCAAGAAGGACGCAUUUAAGACCGAAACCCUGCUCAACAUGCUCUCCAUCUCCUUCGGCGUCGCCAUCGCCGCCUACGGCGAGGCCCGCUUCAACGCCUGGGGCGUCAUGCUCCAGCUCGCCGCCGUCGCAUUCGAGGCCACCCGCCUCGUCCUCAUCCAGAUCCUCCUUACCUCCAAAGGCAUCUCCUUGAACCCCAUCACCUCCCUCUACUACGUCUCCCCCUGCUGCCUCGCCUUCCUCCUCCUCCCCUGGUGCCUCGUCGAGUUCCCCGUCCUCCGCGCCACCUCCUCCUUCCGCCCUGACCUCCUCAUCUUCGGCACCAACUCCUUCUGUGCCUUCGCGCUCAACCUCGCUGUCUUCCUCCUCGUCGGCAAGACCUCCGCCCUCACCAUGAAUGUCGCCGGCGUCGUCAAGGACUGGCUCCUCAUCGCCUUCUCCUGGUCGGUCAUUCGGGAUACAGUCACCACCGUCAACCUUAUUGGCUACGCCAUUGCCUUCCUCGGCGUCGCCUACUACAACCACGUCAAGCUCCAGGCGCUCAAGGCGAAGGAGGCUCAGAAGAAGAACGCGCAGGCUGACGAAGAGAACGCCCAGCUCCUUGAGGAGAGGAACGGCGACCGGAAGAAUGACCCCCAGGCCUGAUCUCUCUGUUCUCUCGUCCUCGGGUGGUCUCAGUCUCGAUCGAUCUGAUCUGAUCUCAUUUCUUCCGUUGCCUGAUUAUCGCUCUAUCUACGUUACAGAGAGAAAGGAGAUUUAUUUCUUAAGAAAAUUUAGAAAAGAACCUUUUUUUUUUGCGCUCACCUUUCUCUUAUUUGUCUUAUUUCUAUGCGGGAUGAAUCGUGUUGGGGCCUUAAAUCUAUCUGAUCUGUUGGCGUUGGAUUCUGAUAUGUGUAUGUCUAGAUCUAUCAUCUCGAUCUCAUGGAUUCAAUGCGGAGCUGGAAUUUAGGGUUUGGACGCUGUUCUUGCUGUUGGCGGGGAGUUCAUGGAUUAUCAUUGAGAUCUGUUCGUUGGUUGCAUUGUUAUCAUCUGCCUUUUCUCUUUUUAUUUUUUUGCUAAUUUAUUUGUCGGACCAAUGUAGGAGCUUUCAUCUUCCUCUUCGAGGAAAUUUGCUGUGGUGUUUAAAUUACUGGUACUGCUAUAAAUAUUUUGAUGAGAUUCUUAUUUAGUCAUGUUUGUUUCUA